AAUGCGUAAGUGAUUUAGUGGUGGGGAGAGCAGCCCAGACGUGAGAUCGGUAGGUUUAGGUUAGGAUAAAACAGCUGAUUUGGAUUUACGUGCUUCGGAGAAGAACUCAGGAUUCUCGGAGUAGAAUUGGAUUGCGAAUCGGAACGACAAAAUCACAAAUUGACCUCGAUGAUCCUCGUCGUCGCCGCGGCUGCUCGUCGGGGUCAGUUUUGACGGGGGACCUCGUCGGGGGAGAAGACCCCGUCCGUCGGCUUGACGUCUCUCGCAACAAUUGACAGGUCCACCUGCAUGAUAAAAACGAUGGCAGGCUCAGCGCUCAGACGACUGAUGGCGGAGUACAAACAGCUAACCUUGAACCCGCCGGAGGGCAUCAUCGCUGGCCCGAUUAACGAGGAAAACUUCUUCGAGUGGGAGGCCCUCAUCACUGGGCCAGAGGGAACGUGCUUCGAAGGUGGAGUGUUUCCAGCGAAAUUAAUAUUUCCCCCGGAUUAUCCAUUGAGUCCUCCGAAAAUGCAGUUUACCUGUGAGAUGUUUCAUCCCAACAUCUACGCGGAUGGAAGAGUCUGCAUAAGCAUACUGCACGCACCUGGCGACGAUCCGAUGGGUUACGAAAGUAGCGCGGAAAGGUGGAGUCCAGUGCAGAGCGUGGAGAAGAUACUGCUGAGUGUAGUAAGUAUGUUGGCUGAACCAAACGACGAGAGCGGCGCCAAUGUGGACGCCGCCAAGAUGUGGAGAGAAGAUCGCAGGGAGUUCGAGAGGAUAGCUCAGAAGCUGGUGAGAAAGACCCUGGGUAUCCCACCUUAAGAUAAAAUCCGUCUGUUGCAAGAAAGAGGGAAAAGAGAAACGGUUCUCGAGAGUAACGGUUAUUGUUGUAUUUGUCGGUCGCUGGCAUUCCUGUAGGAAACAAAAUAAAUUUUUACCUGUGCAAACGAA
Molecule: messenger RNA, 933 nt
Organism: Wasmannia auropunctata (little fire ant)
Lineage: Eukaryota; Metazoa; Arthropoda; Insecta; Hymenoptera; Formicidae
Gene: Ubc7
Product: ubiquitin-conjugating enzyme E2 G2
Exons: 4
Coding region: 289-804 (171 amino acids)
Cellular component (GO): cytosol; endoplasmic reticulum
Source: RefSeq, a predicted model, not a curated record